AUGUCUGCUUCAAAGCUCGAACAGGAGGAUCACGCGCGUGAUGCUGCCUUCAACAAGGCCAUGCAUGGCAAGUCCUCGGGCGCCCAAGGUGGUUUUGCUGCCAUGCGCAACAAGGAUGAAAAGGCCCACCAGCUGGCUGUCGACGAGUACUUCAAGCACUGGGACAACAAGGCCGCUGCUGUCGAGACAGAAGAGACCCGUGAGGCUCGACGAGCAGAAUAUGCCACUUUGACCCGACACUACUACAACCUUGCCACCGAUCUCUACGAAUACGGAUGGGGAAGCUCUUUCCACUUCUGCCGCUUCGCCUACGGUGAGCCCUUCCACCAGGCCAUCGCUCGCCAUGAACACUACCUUGCCCACGUCAUGGGCCUGAAGGAGGGCAUGAAGGUCCUCGAUGUUGGUUGCGGUGUCGGCGGACCCGCUCGCGAGAUUGUCAAAUUUUCCGGAGUCAACGUGGUUGGCUUCAACAACAACGACUACCAGAUCGAGCGUGCUACUCGGUACGCUGAGCGCGAGGGUCUUUCGGACAAGCUCACCUUCGAGAAGGGCGACUUUAUGCAAAUGCCCUUCCCGGACAACUCUUUCGAUGCCGUUUAUGCCAUUGAAGCCACUGUGCACGCUCCUAAGUUGGAAGGUGUCUACAGCGAGAUUCGCCGAGUCCUCAAGCCUGGCGGUAUCUUUGGUGUCUACGAGUGGCUGAUGACCGACGAGUACGACAACGAGAACCAAGAGCACCGUGAAAUCCGUUUGGGAAUUGAGCAGGGCGAUGGUAUCUCUAACAUGGUCAAGAUCUCCGAGGGUCUUGACGCCAUCAAAGCUGCCGGAUUUGAGCUCCUACACCACGAAGAUUUGGCGGACCGUGACGACCCUGUCCCAUGGUACUAUCCUCUUGCUGGAAACUUCAAGCAGAUGCAAUCAGUAUGGGAUUUCCCUACCAUUGCCCGUAUGACCUGGUGGGGUCGUGGACUCGUCCACCGCCUCGUGGGUGCCCUUGAGACCAUUCACCUUAUGCCCCGUGGCACGCAAAAGACUGCUGACAGUCUUGCCCUGGCUGCCGACUGUCUCGUUGCCGGUGGUGAGAAGAAGCUCUUCACCCCUAUGUACCUGAUGGUUGGCCGAAACCCAGAAUAA
Molecule: messenger RNA, 1134 nt
Organism: Talaromyces rugulosus
Lineage: Eukaryota; Fungi; Ascomycota; Eurotiomycetes; Eurotiales; Trichocomaceae
Exons: 2
Coding region: 1-1134 (377 amino acids)
Biological process (GO): ergosterol biosynthetic process
Cellular component (GO): endoplasmic reticulum
Molecular function (GO): sterol 24-C-methyltransferase activity
Source: RefSeq, a predicted model, not a curated record